UCCGUAACCUAAUCGUGACCAUUUAAGAUGAUAAGAAUUUGAGUUCAUUUACUAAUGUAAUAUCAUUGAGUUUAGUGUUAGUAGAAACUCUUGAGGAUAACAGUAAACCAUGAUCAAAGAGGCAAUUAUCGUAACCGCAUUUUGUGCUGUCAGUGUUUGGUCGGCGACUGCACCCUCACCGGCGACGACAAAAGCGACACAUCAUCAUCACCAUUCGAGGGCAACGUUAGAACCAGCAGCGCACGAGUCGUUUAAAUUCGUCUACGAACCGCACAUGCAUAAGAUGGUGGUAGUUACCGGACAUGAAUGUUACGUCUUCUCUCUCUCAGACGCCGAACGAGCAGACGUACAUACAGACGCUGGUAUGAAAGCACUAGAGUUGAAGUUGUUGACAGCCCUCAGUACAAACGCGGUUGUUACAACAACGAAAGAAGAUUUGGAUGCUAAAGCCGCCCAUAUUUGUGGUCGUCAUAUUACAACAUUCUACAAGGAAGCAACUCCCUGAUUAUUGUACUGUCUAGAUAUGACAAAUUAAAAGAUUGAAAAGUUAUAA
This is a messenger RNA of Ruditapes philippinarum (Manila clam), 553 nucleotides long. RefSeq lists its product as uncharacterized. The record is from RefSeq and is a predicted model, not a curated record. The transcript has 4 exons. The coding region runs from base 110 to 505 and encodes 131 amino acids. Lineage: Eukaryota; Metazoa; Mollusca; Bivalvia; Venerida; Veneridae.